AUGGCUGGUGAAACACGCUCCAAUGUACGAAAAAGUCAUUCGUUACUACCGGGUGGUCUAUUUUGUACGCUUAUGAUUGUUCUGGCAAGUGUUGUCGUUCAAAUGCGUUCUUCACCACCAUUAAACGAAUAUCUCUCCAACACCAUAUCGUCGAAAAAACCUUACGAAACAUUUGAACAGUUUUAUCCACAUUAUCUUCGUGAACAUAGCCAACAAACAACUCGAUUAUGGCAUUAUGUUGCUGGUGGUUUAUCUGCGUAUUCCGUUAUGCCAUUCUUUCGUCAUUUGUCGAAUGGUUUAGGUGAAGUCGGUGUGUUUUUCAUAGUCUAUCUGAUCGGUGGAAAAUUGAUUACACGAUCGUACAAAAAAGUUUUUUUACCUCUGUUAUUAGGAUACAGUUUUGCUUGGAUCGGUCAUUUCUUUUAUGAACACAACAAACCGGCAACAUUCAUCUAUCCGACGUUUAGUCUAAUGGGAGAUUUUCGUAUGGUUUAUGAUGCUAUUCGAAAACAAACAAUUUGA
Messenger RNA from Adineta ricciae, 522 nucleotides. The record is from the annotation of a GenBank genome assembly. Lineage: Eukaryota; Metazoa; Rotifera; Eurotatoria; Adinetida; Adinetidae.